AUGCGACGUUUGACUGUCCUGCUGGCCCCUCUACUGUUGCUUCUCCUGGUCCUUCCAGUUUCCAGGGGGCGCUACAACGAUGAGUUUGAUGACAGCGAGGACCUCGCCGACUUUGAUGACAACGACUUUGCUGAGUUCGAGGACAUGAGUGACGACUCGCUGCCCGAGACGGGCACCGCCCCACCGACACCUGUGCGGGGCAGCCCCUCCUCACAGCCUAACGAAGAAGAGGAUGAAGACGAGGCCACAGUGGAGCUGGAGGAUGGCCAAGACGGUUUUGACGACUCUGACGGACAGGAUCAGGAUAUUUACAGUAAAUAUGACCAGGAGGAGUUUGAAGGCAUUGGAGACAUGGAGAAGACGGGCCACCCCAUGAAAGACCCCCUCAUAAUCCACACGGUUCCAGCACAUCUUCAGAACAGCUGGGAGAGCUACUACAUGGAGAUCCUGAUGGUGACGGGCCUGCUGGCCUACAUCAUGAACUACAUCAUAGGCAAGAACAAGAACGGACGCCUGGCUCAGUCCUGGUUCAAUUCUCACAGGGAGCUGCUGGAAAGCAACUUUGCCCUUGUGGGUGACGACGGCACGAGCAAAGAAGCAGUGAGCACGGGGAAGCUCAAUCAGGAAAAUGAACACAUCUACAACCUGUGGUGCUCCGGACGUGUUUGCUGUGAGGGUAUGCUCAUACAGCUCAAGUUCCUCAAGAGACAGGACCUGCUCAAUGUUCUGGCCAGGAUGAUGAGACCCACCUGUGACCAAGUGCAAAUUAAAGUGACUCUAAAUGACGAGGACAUGGACACAUUUGUGUUUGCCGUGGGUACCAAGAAAGCAAUGGCCCGCCUCCAGAAGGAGAUGCAGGACUUGAGUGAGUUCUGCGGCGACAAGCCAAAGUCAGGAGCCAAAUUUUGCCUUCCAGACUCUUUGGCUAUUCUUACGGAGAUGGGCGAGGUCACAGAUGGUGUGAUGGACAACAAGAUGGUUCAUUAUAUCACUAACCACGCUGACAAGAUCGAGUCCAUCCAUUUUUCGGAUCAAUUUUCUGGUCCAAAAGUUAUGCAAGAGGAGGGUCAGCCCUUGAAGCUACCCGAAACCAAGAAGACGUUGUUGUUUACAUUUAAUGUGCCUGGAAUGGGUAACACUUCUCCCAAAGACAUGGACGCUUUGCUGCCCCUCAUGAACAUGGUCAUUUACAGCAUUGAUAAAGUGAAGAAGCUACGUCUCAACAGAGAGGGGAAAAUGAAGGCGGAUCGCAACCGUGCCCGCGUGGAAGAAAACUUCCUGAAACAGACACACGCUCAACGCCAAGAGGCCGCCCAGACCAGACGCGAAGAAAAGAAGAGGGCCGAGAAGGAGAGGAUAAUGAACGAAGAGGACCCCGAGAGACAGCGUCGUCUUGAGGAAGCGGCUCAGAGACGAGAGCAGAAGAAAAUUGAGAAGAAGCAGAUGAAGAUGAAGCAGAUCAAAGUGAAAGCCAUGUGA
Molecule: messenger RNA, 1479 nt
Organism: Nerophis lumbriciformis (worm pipefish)
Lineage: Eukaryota; Metazoa; Chordata; Actinopteri; Syngnathiformes; Syngnathidae
Source: RefSeq, a predicted model, not a curated record